AUGCCUGUCGUCAAGGGAGGUGUCUGGACCAAUAUCGAGGACGAAGUCCUUCGGGCGGCCGUAUCGAAAUACGGUCUCAACCAGUGGGCCCGAGUUUCCUCUCUUCUCGCUCGAAAGACGCCGAAACAAUGCAAAGCGCGCUGGAUUGAAUGGUUGGACCCGGGCAUUCGCAAAGUCGAAUGGUCGCGUGAGGAGGAUGAGAAACUUCUGCACCUGGCCAAGUUGAUGCCUACGCAAUGGCGCACCAUCGCCCCUAUCGUCGGUCGCACCGCCACACAGUGUCUUGAACGUUAUCAGAAACUUUUGGACGAGGCCGAAGCCCGCGAGGACGAUGAAUUGGGACUGGGAGGCCCUGAAGGUGGAGAGGCCGCGGCCCCCAGUGCCGACGAUGUGCGACGUCUGCGCCCCGGCGAGCUGGACCCCGACCCCGAGUCCAAGCCCGCGCGCCCCGAUACAGUCGAUUUGGACGAGGAUGAAAAGGAAAUGUUGAGCGAAGCUCGUGCGCGUCUUGCCAACACACAGGGUAAGAAGGCGAAGCGCAAGGCCCGUGAGCGUCAACUAGAGGAGUCGCGCCGCUUGGCUGUUCUACAAAAGCGUCGCGAGCUCAAGCAUGCCGGUAUCAACGUCAAGGUGGUUACCCGAAAGCCGGGUCAGAUGGACUACAAUGCCGAUAUCCCGUUUGAGAAACCCGCCGCGCCCGGGUUCCACGAUACGACCCAAGAGGAAGCCCGUAACGAACGCCAGCGAGAAAAUUUCGACCCCCGCAAGCAGCAGCUAGCGAACAAGAGAAAGGGCGACCAAGACGACGAUAAUGAACGCAAGAAACAGAAGAACGAUAAGAACAGCAAUUCGGCUGCUUUCGCGGCUGCAGCGCGCGCUGGCCAAAUGCAAAAGAUUCGGGAGGCAGAGCAGAGGAGCCAUCGACGAGCUCUGAACUUGCCAGCGCCGCAGGUUGGCGAAGGCGAAAUGGAGGAUAUUAUCAAGCUGAGCUCUGCUCAAGAAAAGGCCGCCCAAAUGAGUGGCGAGGAUGAUUACACCCGUGCUCUUAUGGGUAAUUACGGAGCCAUGGUGGGAGGAACCCCCAUCAGAACGCCCCGAGCUGCCCCCGAGGAGGAUCAUAUUGCCAAUGAGAUCAAGAAUAUUCGGGCUUUGACCGAAACCCAGUCGUCUCUGCUUGGAGGCCACAACACUCCUCUUCAUGAGGGUGGCUCUUCCACCGGCUUUGAUGGAAUUGCUCCUCGUCGACAAGAUAUCGUCACUCCUAACCCCAUGGCUACACCUUUCCGACAGGGCAGUGCCGUUGGUGCUACUCCUAUGCAGGGCGGAAGCGGGCCUGGUGCCACGCCGCUACGAACACCACGACGAGACCAUUUCGCCCUGAACCGUGAUGGACCCCAGCCGGUUGGAAGUACCCCGCGUGAUAUCAAGAUGCAUGAGAAUAACAUGCGCACGGAAAUGCGCAGCAGGCUUGGCUUCCUCCCCAAGCCCAAGGAGACCGAGUGGGAGCUGGAAGAGCUGCCUUCUGAGUCCACUGAGCCUAAAGCUGCUGUCGAAUGGACCGAGGAAGAUGCGGCUGAGAGGGAUCGUCGUGAGCGUGAGGCGCGUGAGAAGGCCGCACAAGCAGAAUUCAAGCGUCAGUCGCAGGCCUAUCAGCGGGGUUUGCCUCGGCCAGCCGUUCUCGAUCUGAAUGCUUUGAUGGAGCGGGCCUCCCACGUCGUCGAUCCGGUCGAGGCGCUUAUAGCCAAGGAAGCCGCUACCAUCAUUGCUCACGACUCGCGCAAAUAUCCUGUGCCCGGCGCCAAGGUCGAGGGCAAGGCACCCCAGUUGGAUCGUGUUGACGACCAGUAUGUGGCGGCUGCGCGGGCUGCUGUUGCUGCCGAGGUGGCAUCUGCCGAAAUGCAACAGCAGCAAAAGAACUGGCAAGAACAGUUUGACAAUGUGUGGUCAUCAUCCCGUGCCCAAUCUCUACCCGGCCUCGAGAACUAUGACGAUGAAGAGGAGCAGGAUGCAUUCCAAGAAGAGCAGCGCAUGAUUGCUGCCUUUGAUAACGUCCAAAGCUCUCUCCUUGCCACCGCCGAGAGAGGGAACAAGCUCGAAAAGAAGCUGUCGCUGCACUACGGUGGAUACCAGAACCGUGCCAAGAUGCUGCGUUCCAAGAUCCUGGAAGCCAGCGCCAACUUGCCCAAGGCUCAAGAUGACCUUGAUGCAUUCCGCACGCUACAGAUCUCUGAGGAGGCUGCUGUAUCGAGCCGACUUGAGCGACUGCGAGAGAAUGUUACCUCGGUCAUGCGUCGUGAACGUGAGGCACAGGAGUUGUACAAGAGCCAGAAGGACGAGUUGGAUGAGCUUGUUGCCGGGACAGCGACGAUUAACGGCUGGCAUUAA
Penicillium argentinense is the source of this 2385-nucleotide messenger RNA. It is a transcript of the gene cef1, whose product is annotated as putative cell division control protein (Cdc5). The coding region runs from base 1 to 2385 and encodes 794 amino acids. The transcript is spliced from 3 exons. Gene Ontology annotation, cellular component: spliceosomal complex; Prp19 complex. The record is from RefSeq and is a predicted model, not a curated record. NCBI's taxonomy places the organism in Eukaryota, Fungi, Ascomycota, Eurotiomycetes, Eurotiales, Aspergillaceae. Gene Ontology annotation, biological process: mRNA splicing, via spliceosome.